Molecule: messenger RNA, 1832 nt
Organism: Hemibagrus wyckioides
Lineage: Eukaryota; Metazoa; Chordata; Actinopteri; Siluriformes; Bagridae
Gene: ngfb
Product: nerve growth factor b (beta polypeptide)
Exons: 5
Coding region: 863-1456 (197 amino acids)
Biological process (GO): nerve growth factor signaling pathway; regulation of neuron differentiation; positive regulation of peptidyl-serine phosphorylation
Molecular function (GO): nerve growth factor receptor binding; growth factor activity
Source: RefSeq, a predicted model, not a curated record
UACUCCUAACUUUCACAGCAAUCUGUUUCUCAGCCACUACAGGAGCUGUGUGGACCUGGAUGACAGAAGAAUUUGCUUUUCCUGAUCUGGAAUUUGGGAUUAAGUGGCAGUUUGGAAUUUGGGAACUUCAGAACACUGGAAUGUCAACAGCUUACAUGCAAUCCUUUGGAAAGUGUCAGAGAGGAACUGACAAGAAUUGCUGAAUACUGGAAGAAAGAAAUUAGAGAGCAUUCCUCCUCAUGUACCUCAGCAUGGAGAAUGUUUUCAGGCCUCGGAGGAUGAGAAUGUUGGCACGGAUAUUCCUAAGGGAAUUUGUACUCACAUAUACCUGAGUUAAGUUUGUUUUUUUUAAAUGGCAUCUACAACUUUUCUGCUUAAGCUAGCUUGUACUGUCACAGUUCAUCUUCCUAAAUGUCUUGUUUUUCUAGAGCGUUUCGUCCAAGGUUACUGCUUUUAGAGGAGGAUUCUUAAAAAUGAGAUUAAGUGAUGUCAUGGCCUGAUGCCUGGAUUUCACAAUGGAUGGAUUUUCCAAGCUGUGCUGUCUAAAUGUCAAACCAGAUUUGACUGUUACCGGACCUGUAGCAAUGCAGACCACACACAGACAUGCAGACAGACGCGCAACACCUCUGACCUGCCUGCCUGACAGGGGAAGUUGUCCUGCACAUUCCAGAUUGACAAGACUUCCCAUGGCAGAGUUUACCGCUUGUCUACUUUUGGAGAUGUAGCACAGAAGCAGAGAGCUUGUAGGCGCUAAUGACUUGACACUGACUGCUCAGAUCAUGAUGAACCCAAAGUACUCCCCCUGAGGUCAGACAGGAAAGACGAGUUCACCUGGACACGUCUCACAGGUCCUGGUGUGCCCAUGCGGUGGUCCAUGUUAGCUCUGCUGCUCCUGUUCUGCAGCCACAAUUUGGCACUGCGAGCGGGCGAUAUCUGCCCACAGGACAGCAAGCAUGAGCAGUCGGCUGACCCCACGCCCACAGUGGACCCCAAACUCUUCAACAAGAGGCGCUACCGGUCGCCUCGUGUGCUUUUCAGUGAACUACCCCCUGAUUCAGAGCCUUCAGAACAUCAGGGUUCAAAGGACAGGACAAAAAGGCGAGCAGGACAGCCACAGAGUCGUGGCGUUUACUCAGUGUGUGAGAGCGUCAGUUUCUGGGUGGGUAAUAAGACAAAAGCAACAGACAUCUCGGGUAACGAGGUAACCGUGCUGCCUGACGUCAGCAUCAAUGACGUCAAGAAAAAGCAGUACUUUUUCGAAACGGUGUGCAGCGGGGCCAGAACCGGGGGCUCUGGGUGUCUGGGGAUUGAUGUGCGCCACUGGAACUCAUACUGCACCAACUCACACACAUUUGUGAGAGCAUUGACUUCUUUUAAGAACCUGGUGGCUUGGAGACUUAUUAGGAUCAACGUAGCCUGUGUGUGUGUUCUCAGCCGCAAGUCGUGGAGACAAUGACAGUCUGCCAUAUAAAGGUUAACUUGUAUGUUGAUGUCAUUAUACCUGUGAUUUUCCAAACCCAAUAACAAUAAAAAAAAAACCCCAUUCCAUCAAAUAAAUCCAUCAAUAAAAAGUUUAUGAACAAGGCAUUCAUUUUAUAUGCCUUAUUACUAUUAAUAAUUUUAUGGCCUUAUGAGAGUCUAUAUCAAGCCAUGUGAUGAAAUCUGUAGCACAACAUUAGUAUCCUAUUAUUUUUCUUGAUGGACAUGCUUAGUUGAUAUUGCUGACUACAGAGAUUACAGAGAAUGAAAAUGCUUGUUUAUGAUGACUGCAUGUGUUAUGCAUAUUUUGUUAUUGUUAUUGCUAUUGUUAUUUAUUAAAUUUGGAACAUUAA